CACAAUGGAGUUACUGAUGCAUUUAAAACGACACGGUAACUGCGUAUUUCGUAGGCACUUGGUGGGCACAACACGGAAGAGGGCUGGGACAACAGAACCUGGAAGUGACAACUAAAAAAUAGGGUCCGUGUUCUUAGUGUUACAUUUUCAAUUUUGUGCCUCCGGUGUACACGUUACACAGUGACGUCGAGAUGUUUUAUUGAUAUUAAUCCCAUGCACCGUAAUAAAACCGUGAGUCUGUUGUGACUGGACCAUCAAAUCAUAGAAUUUGUUUACCAUUCGGAUCCAUUUUUUUUAUUUUACAAGUAAGAGUAAGAAAAAAGUUGUUUCACUAUCCUUAGUUAGCUAUAUAUUUUUUAAUUAGAAACGUAUUUGUUAUUUUAUUUGCAUGUACUGCGUAGACUGAAAUAAAUUUUGAUUUGAAAUUUAUUACAGUACCGUAUUUUUUAAAAUUGUAUUUGAUGUGUAGUGUAACGUCAACGUGUGGACUAUGCAGUGUGUGACACUCUGAGUGAUAAGUAUAAUAAGGCUACGGGGAAUUUGCCUUUUAAUUUGUUAACAACAUUCAGUUUAAAAAGGCCAACAUUAUAGUAUUAAUAUUUAAAUUAAAAGUAAAACAAGUGUGUGUUACUAUCUAUGAUGUCAUGUUGAAUUAAAUUUAAAUGAUUCAUAAUUUAUUAGAUUUUAAAAAAUAAUAAUAGUAAUUAGUAAUAGCAUUUAAAUUAAUGCUGCAUUUACUUGCUUAAACUUAAUGAAUUAGCCAUAUUAUGUUUUUUUAAAUUAUUUAGUAGUAGUAGGCCUAAUCUUUGUGGUUCUGUUAAUAAUUAACUCUAUAAUUUUGCAUAAUUAAAAAAAGUUAUGAUUCUUAUACCGUUCCUUGAUUAUUUAAAAACCUUACGUUUUGGGACAUGUAAUAACAGUAAAAUAUAGAAUAUAGAAAACCUACCUAGUUUGUUCCAUUUGGUUGAAGUCAAUUUAUUUUUUGAAGUACCGGUAGGUCAUAUGUUACCUACAAUAAUAAUCAUUACUGAUUUGCUGCUAAACAAUGAGACCCAUGGAGCAUGAGGGUGCACAUGACCAUGAAAUGAGAGGUUUCAAAUGACAGGAAAUUUUCUACCCUAAUAAUUUGUAUACCGGUACCUACUAUCUUCCAAACUCUAUGAGCUUUAAAAUCAGUUAUCUUAGUUUUAGAUACUUUUUAUUAUUGCUAACAUUUAAAUUAUCAGUUCAUGUCUUUUCUAUUUCUUCAGGCACUUCACGAUGUCAAUAAACGGAUUCAGUUUCUCUAAACUCGAGGAGGAGAGUAACGACGAUGAGGUGGACAUGGGAAUGGGCAGUAUGGACAGGGAACUACAGCCACACUUGUCUGCUUUGAACUCAAACAACUAUCUACCAUAUGUAACACCACUAAGGCCCUCAGGAGAAAAUACCUCAGAAUCAAAAGACAGCACAGAAGAAAUAUGCGACUACCCUUCAAUUGAUAUUUCAACAUUCACAAGCAAUGCUGAAAGUCUGGCCGCGCUGACUGAAGGAAGAACUGUCAAUGAUGUGCAUUCAAAUGACUUAAUUCCCACUAAUGAAUUAAGUGGGCAGGUUAUUACACAAAAGCAGUCAAAUGUUCAAGUUCAGUACGCAGAGGGAAAAAUAAAUGUUAUGCAAGAUGCAGUUGUUGUAAGACCCGAUGGUUCACAAUACAUUGACACUCAGGGAAUUCCCCACCGUUGGUUGGAACAUGAGCAACCCCUUCGACAACGCCGACUUCGUCUCCUCAAAAUAUUUUCCAUUCUUGCCUGCAUACUAUUCUUUCCAACGGGGAUUUUUGCCAUUUAUUACGCAUUCCGAGCAGAGAAAGAAUUUCAGGAAGGGAUUGCAAUAGGGAAUAUUGACCGUGCACAGAAAUUUGCUAAGAGGAGUGAAAAGUUUAUAAUUGUUUGUUUGGUUAUGGCUGUUGUCAUAGCAGCUCUGAUUGUGACUAUUAUUGAGAGGCCUUAUGGCACAUCCAUGCCACGUGGGACUCUUGUGGGCUGAGAUAUUAAUGUUUGAAUCCGUUGUGGGCUGAAAUUUCUUUUUUUCAGUAAAUCAAAAGUUAACAUUGCAGAGAUCUGUUGUUAUAGAAAAUACCUACAGGUUUAUAUUUAAAUAUCUUUGAGCUUGGGAAGGGAAUGCUAUCUCAAAGUCAUUCAAGGUGAUUAAUUACAGGUGUUAAUGAUCACAAGGUAAUUGGUAAAUAUUUCAUAAUAAAAUAUAAAUCAUUCAAUGAAAAAGUUUUUAAAAACAGUUUCUCUAUUUGCCGAUGGACUAGCUCAAAAAUGUCAUUUAUAUUAGAUAUAAUGUAACUGCCAAUUUUGUGUCUAAAAUGCCAUGCAAAAUUCUUUUACUGGUGUGUUCUGCUACUGGUACCUUUAUUUUUUAAUUGUAACAUAAUUUUAAGGCAGUUUAAAUGUCAUAAAAUAUUUAUAUUUCGGUCGUAUAUAAGGACUAAGAAAAUCUUAAAAUUCUAAAGAAAAUUCACCUACAUCAAAUCUUAUUACUAGUUACUAGGUAUUCUCUAAAAUCACAAAUAAUUAAUCGUGUUAAACAGCUUUUUUCUUAAAAUGUACAAUUUUAUAGAAGUGUAAUUUUUUUAGCAUCAAAUUUAAUUUUUGUAGUCUUCUUUUUUACAUUUAUUUUCAACAGUGUGUUGUUAUUUUUUUUUGUCCUUUGCAUUCAAAUAUGACCAACGCUAUAUUCAAUGGUGACUAGAUGAGUAUGCAGAUGGCUUGCCAAUCCUAUUUGUUCCUGAAAAGGUUUUGCUCAUGCAGGACACACAUUUUUUGCUUUUCCUUGAUGUAUGCUUUAUUUGAAGCAUUUUUUUCUAACAUCCUUCCCCAUUUAGGUAAACAAAGGGGGUCACAAAUAAGGUACUGGUAGCUUAGGCACACAAAAGCAAUAGCCCUAAAGUGUUACUUUUACAAUGUAGCACUCACAUCAUCUGUUGAGUGUGCAGCAAAUAAAUUAGGGUAAAAAAAAAAUGGAUAUUAAAUAACUAAUGAAUGUAUAAAUAAUGGCCUUAAUCUCAUCACUAUUAAAAUAGAUCAGAGUUGUUACAAGUUAUGUUUUAUAAAUACUAUUUGCUCAUUUGUUGCAUUUUUCUAUACCGGUAUAUCAUAUCUGCUGAACUCCCCAAAAGCCUUCCUCAAUAUUUUUUUUCUGUGGUCAGAAAUUUUAUUUCCUCAUUUACAACUUUUUUUUUCUGAUUUUACUACUACCGGUACUACUACUACUACUACUGCUGAGUGUUAUUUUAAACACUGCUCAAGCAAUGUGCAGAACAAAAUAAUGUUGCCUUAUUUGUAAAUAAUUAUUAUAUCUGCAAUGAUAACAAUUUAAUCCAACAAUUAUAAACUAAAAUAUCUCUUGAUCGUAUGCAUUUAAUUUUAAAAAAUGGUGGUAUGUAAAUUUAAACAUUGUUAUUUAAGUUUUUUGUAAAUUUAUUGAGAAUCUCACUAUUCGUAUCUGUUUAAUAUUUAAAUAUUUAGAAAGGCACUGAAAGUCAUGUCACCUGUGGGCUCAAGCUCAAAAUAUGUUUCUAGACCACUGGGUAUAUAUUAAUUUUUUAUUAAAAUUGGUUUUAUUUUUGCUCUUUGAUGAUGAUGUCCGUGAAUGAAAUGCUUUUUUGGAGUGUGUACCCAACUAGUAGCAAGUAUCUAAUUAACAAAAUAUGUCUUAUAUAAGUAAUGAAGAUAUGUUCAACAUUCUUAAUUAAAUUGAAUGAAUGUUUGACUUUCAAGCCUCUUUUAUAAUUUGUUAUGGAGUUUAUGAAUUUAGUUACCUGUUUUAAGAAAUAGUUGCAUAACAGAAAAACUCCAUUAUUAAUGGACUAAAUUUAACAUGGGUCAGUUUUCAGACCAAAGAAAGGAGAUAAUUUGUUGCUGUUAAACUUUGGACUCGCUCAUCUUUCAAAGAUAAUUCAUUUACAUUUAAAUGCUGAAUAAAUAAAUAAAUGGAAGACCAUUUGAUCACUUGCAGUAAUUGUAGAAAAACCUUAACGGAGAUAAAAUUAUUCAAAUUAGUUAAUAUAAAAAAAAAUGACACAGAUAAUCAGAUACCAGUUUAAAAAAAAAUUAAAAAGUAGAUGAAGGAAGGGCUUUAGAAAAACCCUAUAUACUUUUAUCAAAUGUUGUGCAAUUUAUAAACUUUGUAGGUGUUGACUUUUAUCAGCAAAUUAUAAUUUGAAAACAAUGUGUACAACAAUUCAUUUAUAUUAUGCUCAUUUUCUGUGUUGUAGAUACAACUUACACCUAUAUAAAUUAUUUAUAAAUAUACUCAAGCUAUUUGAUAUCAAGAUCUUCCAAUACCGGGUAUCAGUUUCACAUCAGUUGAAUUGCACAGAAAUUCCAUUAUCUUGUGACUGCCAAAGUUUUAAAACCAUUGUAAUUGUAAUAUUAUUAUUGUAGAUAUAGCAGAUGUGAUUAUUUUAAUAUAUUUUUAAAAAAGAUUGCAUGAUAUCAUGAUGUCCCAUGAUCAUAAUAGAUUUGUAGAAAUGUUAACAGCUGUUCCUAUUUUUUUUAUUCUAUCAUUAAAAAUCCAAACAAUUCAUUUACUGUACCUAUUGUGUGGAAUUUUCUUUGUUACGUAAAUCUAUAAUAAAUGAUAGUCUGGGAAUUAUUGUUUUUUGCAAACAGUUAUUAGAUUUGACAAACUAUAGUACUAGGCUCAGGUGCCAUGAUGACCAGGUGCACUCAUUUAAAUAAAAAUAUGUUGAUGCCUUCUUUAACAUAAUUUAGUGGGAAAUAAAUUAAAUAUUUUUUAUUUGGUUUUAUAUAUGUGUUAGUAUUAUUAACUAUCGUAUUUCAUCUCAACAUUAAAAUUUCUAUUCUU
Lymnaea stagnalis (great pond snail) is the source of this 4860-nucleotide messenger RNA. Lineage: Eukaryota; Metazoa; Mollusca; Gastropoda; Lymnaeidae. The record is from the annotation of a GenBank genome assembly.